This is a messenger RNA of Beta vulgaris subsp. vulgaris (sugar beet), 1489 nucleotides long. RefSeq lists its product as hypothetical. The transcript has 4 exons. Gene Ontology annotation, biological process: cytokinin biosynthetic process. The record is from RefSeq and is a predicted model, not a curated record. NCBI's taxonomy places the organism in Eukaryota, Viridiplantae, Streptophyta, Magnoliopsida, Caryophyllales, Amaranthaceae. The coding region runs from base 473 to 1054 and encodes 193 amino acids.
CCAAGCUCAGUCAAAACUCGAUCAAAACUCGUCGAGUGAGCUCAACUCAACUUAACUCAACCUCAACUCAAAAUACUAAUAAGUCAAGUCGAGCUAGCUCAAACUCAAACUCGACCGCAUCAUUGCCAGCCCUAUGAAUAUGAUAGCAUUAGCUAGGUGUCCAAAUACGGAGAAAUUAAAGAGGGACGUGUACCCCGUUUUUGUUAAGACCCUUCAUUCUGCCUGGCUGUCUACCCAUGUGCACCUCACCUCAAUAUAAUCUUCUUUCUCUCUCUCCUCUUUUUAUCUCUUCUAUAUCUUCUCCUUCAUUCCAACUGGCAUUUCUCCUUCAUUCCAACCUCCUAUAUAACUCACCCAAAAAAGAAAGAAAAAAAAAAAGAGCUUUCUCAACCUUCAUACUUCAUUAUUUUUCUAAGAACAAAUUAUACAUUACAAACAUAUAUAUACAUUCUUAGAAUCAAAUAAAUAUAUAAUGAUGAAUAAUAACAAUGUAGUUCUAAAUGGUGCUUCUUCUUCAGAGUGUAGCAGUGGAUGUGAGUCUGGUUGGACUCUUUACUUAGAACAUUCUAACAGUAAAUUUUCUGUUGGUGGUAAUAGAAAAAUGUCAGCUUUUCAUCAUGGUCAAGAUCAACAAGGUAAAAAACUUAAUGGUAAAUUUUUUGAUGAAGAAGAAGAAGAUGAUGAUGAUAAUAAUGAUGAAGAUUUAUCAAUGGUUUCUGAUGCAUCUUCAGGCCCACCACAUUUUGAUCAUGAUAUUGAUUAUGAUGAAGAAGAAGAGGUUUUUUGUUAUGAUAAAAGGAAAAAACAAAGCAUGAAAUUACCAUCAUCACCAGUAUAUCAAUGUUAUAAGGCUGAGGAUUUAUCUCUUGAUGAUACUGCUAGUUCUUCAUUUUUUACCUCUAAGAAAAAAGUUGGGGGGAAUAAGGUUUCUUCACAAGGUUUUUCUGCUACUCAUUUUCAUCAGGAUAGAUCUACUAAUUUUCAUGAGGACCAGUGUGGUUUUUUUCAGCCCACUUACUCAACAAAGCAAUUUCAACAUAACCAGUGGUCAUAAAAAGUAGACGACAAGGAAAAGGGUAAAGGGAAUGAUCGUACUAAUUAAAUCGAGUUGAUGAUGAAUUGAUGAUCAAGAAAAUUGCUCCAAAAGUAGUAAUGAAUCAAAGGGAGGAAAAUGGUUACCUUGUCAAGAAAAGGAAGGGAUAAAAGAAGCAGAUCUCAAAGGGAUCUUAGGUUUCUUUUCUCCCUUUCUUUAUUUACUUUAUUAAUUUAAUUUCCUUGUUGUUAGAUAAUAUUUUUGUCUGUCAAUUUAGUGGGAAAUGACCUCAAGAGGAGUACAAGUAGAAAUAAAUUCUUGAUGUACCCUAGGAAUGAAUUUGUUCCAACUGAGGUUGAAUAGUGAUUAGAGAUGUAACUUAUUAUGUUAGAGUACUUCUAAUUAAUGCCAAGGCAAUGCCAAAAUCUCAUUUACCACAUGAAAGUAUUUAUUUUA